Messenger RNA from Rhinolophus ferrumequinum (greater horseshoe bat), 509 nucleotides. Its product is annotated as ribonuclease P protein subunit p21. Gene Ontology annotation, biological process: tRNA processing. Bases 4 to 381 code for a protein of 125 amino acids. NCBI's taxonomy places the organism in Eukaryota, Metazoa, Chordata, Mammalia, Chiroptera, Rhinolophidae. The record is from RefSeq and is a predicted model, not a curated record. Gene Ontology annotation, cellular component: nucleolar ribonuclease P complex. The transcript has a single exon.
AAGAUGGCAGGGCCGGUGAAGGACCGUGAAGCGUUCCAGAGGCUCAGCUUCCUGUACCAGGCCGCCCACUGCGUCCUUGCACAGGACCCCGAGAACCAGGCGCUGGCGAGGUUCUACUGCCACACAGAGAGGACCAUCGCGAAGUGGCUGGUCUUGAGGCGAGACCCCUCGGUGAAGAGGACCCUCUGUCGGGGCUGUUCUUCCCUCCUCAUCCCAGGCCUGACCUGCACGCAGCGCCAGAGACGCUGCAGGGGACAGCACUGGACAGUACAGACCUGCCUAACAUGCCAGCGCAGCCAACGGUUCCUCAACAAUCCUGGGCAUGUGCUCUGGGGAGACCGGCCUGAGGCCCAGCUGGGGAGCCAGGCAGGUAAAUGUUAAGCUUUGUGAGAGUCUGGAUGGUGUGACUGAGUUUUCCAGAGCCCCACGACCCCAGACACCUGAAGCCCUGCAGAGAGGAAAGAUCAGAUGCUGCACCAGUCAACCCGCCCAGCUGCUGCCAACCCGUC